Armigeres subalbatus is the source of this 4242-nucleotide messenger RNA. RefSeq lists its product as uncharacterized. The transcript has a single exon. NCBI's taxonomy places the organism in Eukaryota, Metazoa, Arthropoda, Insecta, Diptera, Culicidae. The record is from RefSeq and is a predicted model, not a curated record. Gene Ontology annotation, molecular function: nucleic acid binding; zinc ion binding. Gene Ontology annotation, biological process: DNA integration. Bases 1 to 4242 code for a protein of 1413 amino acids.
AUGACGGUAUCGGACAGGGAUAGUCUACUGAAAACUCAUGGACUUUGUCGGAAUUGCUUCAGGACGGGGCACCAUGCCAAGGAAUGCCAAUCAAAAUACUCCUGUAAGAACUGCAAGGGUCGGCACCAUACCCUAGUAUGUUUUAAGCAGGAGAAGGAGGAAGAACCCAAGGUAGCGGCAGUUGCUGGGGGCAACCAGCCAUCGGUACCCAAGAAUCAAAGGGAUUCAUCCAACACCCAAGUGGCUAACGUGGCAGCCACGGAAACUGUAGUGUCCGCUACAGCUCACCCACAUCCAACGCGGGUUCUUUUGGCAACAGCAGUUGUGAUGAUUGAGGAUGACAUCGGCAAUCGACUUCCUGCUCGUGCGCUACUGGACUUCGGAUCCGAAAGUAAUUUCAUUACAGAGCGGUUAAGUCAACGGUUACAAGUUCACCGAGAUCGAGUGGAUAUUUCGGUGGCAGGAAUUGGUCAGGCGGCGACCAAGGUUCGGCAACGGAUUCAAGCGGUACUCCAUUCGCGAGUUUCGGACUAUUCCCGUGAACUAGCAUUCCUGGUUCUUCCAAGGGUCACGGUAAAUCUUCCAACAACUACUAUCAACACGGAUACUUGGACAUUACCGAGCGGAAUUCAGUUGGCGGAUCCUACAUUCUUCGAACCCAACGGGGUGGAUAUCGUACUUGGCAUCGAGUACUUCUUCGACUUUUUCGAAACAGGGAAAAGGAUUUCCUUAGGGGAACAACUUCCAACCCUUAACGAAUCCGUGUUUGGCUGGGUUAUCAGCGGUGGCAUUUCGGUUCCAACUAGCUCUCUUCACAUUAGCUGCAACGUGUCCGCGUUGGAUAGCUUGGAUACCUUAAUCGCUCGGUUUUGGUCCUGCGAGGAGGUGGAUUCGGGCAAGGCACAUUCGCCAGAAGAAAAGCGUAGCGAGGAGUGGUUUUCCAGUACGGUUCAACGGGAUACUAAUGGUCGGUACACCGUAGCUCUACCGACGAUGGAAGGCGCUGUGUCAAGGUUGGGUGUAUCGAAAGAUAUAGCAUUCAGACGUCUGCAAGGAACCGAAAGAAGACUGGCUAGAGACUCAUCACUUCGAGAACAGUACGUCGGGUUUAUGGAGGAAUACCUCAAUCUUGGACAUAUGACGGUGCUGGACGACGAUUUCCCGAAUCCUAUUCGAAGGUGCUAUUUACCGCAUCACCCUGUGGUGAAAGAAGCGUCAACCACAACAAAGGUCCGGGUUGUCUUCGAUGCGUCCUGCAAAACAUCUUCAGGAGUUUCGCUUAAUGAUGUACUAUUGGUGGGACCAGUAGUACAGGAAGAUCUCCGAUCCAUAAUUCUUCGAUGUCGAACCAAACAGAUCAUGUUGGUGUCAGACGUAGAGAAAAUGUUCCGCCAAGUCAUCGUUCGUCCCGAAGAUCGCCCUCUACAGUGCAUCCUCUGGCGAAAUUCACCAUCGGAAAGGGUCCGCACGUAUGAGCUGAACACAGUAACGUACGGAACAAAGCCCGCCCCGUUUUUGGCUACCAGGACGCUUCAACAACUCGCUGUGGAUGAGGAAGGACGUUUCCCUCUUGCAGCACGUGCAACUAUGGAAGAUACCUACAUGGAUGACGUCAUUACGGGCGCGAACGAUGGGGAAACAGCAACGCAGAUGCAGAUUCAACUGAAUGCGAUGUUGGCAGGAGGAGGUUUUCAACUUCGCAAAUGGGCAUCCAACUAUCAAGCAGCUCUAGUAGGUAUUCCCGAAGAAAAUUUGGCGAUUCGCUCUUCGGAUGGGAUUAACUUAGACCCAGAUCCAUCGGUAAAAACCUUGGGGCUGACGUGGAUUCCUUCUUUGGACAUACUCCGGUUUCAGUUCAGCAUUUCUCCGCUGAAUACAAAUGCGGUUCUUACGAAACGCAGCGUGUUAUCCGUGAUUGCAACGUUAUUCGAUCCGCUAGGACUUCUGGGAGCAGUUAUCACUAGGGCGAAGAUUUUUAUGCAGCUUUUGUGGACCAUACGCGAUGGAAAUCAACAAUCUUUAGGAUGGGAUCAACCACUACCUCCAACGGUGGGUGAGGCCUGGAGAAGGUUCCACGAAAAACUACACCUUCUCAAUCAAGCCAAGGUCGAAAGAUGCGUUAUCAUUCCGAAAGCAGUUGCAAUCGAACUGCAUUGUUUCUCUGACGCCUCGGAGAAGGCUUACGGUGCUUGUCUGUACGUCCGGAGCACUGAUGCAGACGGGAGAGUUAAGGUUCGACUUUUUUCUUCCAAAUCGAAGGUUGCUCCGUUAAAAUGUCAGACCAUUCCCAGGCUGGAACUUUGCGGAGCGGUAUUGGCUGCCCAACUCUACGAAAAGGUCCGAUCGUCUAUCAAAACGACAGUUAGCGGCUACUUUUGGACAGAUUCCACUUGCGUUCUGCGUUGGAUUGGGGCUCUCCCAACGACAUGGACCACAUUUGUCGCCAAUCGUUCGGCGAAAAUCCAAUCAAUCACGGAAGGAUGUCGAUGGAGUCACGUUCCCGGAAUCCAAAAUCCGGCAGACUUAAUUUCCCGAGGGAUCGCCCCUCAAGACAUCAUCGAAAACCAAUUCUGGUGGCAAGGUCCCACCUGGUUGGAGGAGAACUCGGAUAAAUGGCCAAAAUCAUCAGAAAUCCUAACAUCCGGAGAGGAAGAGUCCGAAAAACGGCGGAUAAUUAUCGCAACAACGGCUUCCACUGUCAGCGAGUUCAACCAGGAAUACAUCAGCAAGUUUUCAUCAUAUACCGACCUCAUACGUCGCACCGCAUACUGGUUGCGUCUAAUGAGGCUGCUCCGAACACCCGCAACUAAUCGAAACGAUGUGGGAUUUCUUACCACAUCAGAAUUAAUGGAAGCAGAAAGCACGUUGGUUCGUUUGGUGCAGAAGGAAGUGUUCGCCGAAGAGUUGAAGGCAAUCUCUACGGGAGGCAAGAUUCCAAAUAGGUCUCAACUACGCUGGUUCAACCCAUUCCUCUCUAAGAAGCAGCUCCUGAAAUUGGGAGGACGAUUGAAGCACUCAUUGGAAUCGGAUGAAGCAAAGCACCCUGUUGUUCUCCCAGCUCGGCAUCCAUUCACUCGUCUUCUUCUUCGGCAUUAUCAUGAAAGACUGCUCCAUGCGGGGCCUCAACUAAUGCUUAGCGUGCUGAGACUUCGGUUUUGGCCUCUAGGAGGCAGGAGCGUAAUCCGGAAUAUCGUUCAUAGGUGCCAGAAAUGCUUUCGUUGCAAACCAACUUCCGUGCAACAGUUUAUGGGUGAUUUACCAGCAGCUAGGGUUACCAUAUCCCGCCCGUUUUCUGACGCAGGAGUAGAUUACUUUGGCCCUGUUUAUCUUCGACCAAUCCCACGACGUGCUACAGUUAAGGCCUACGUAGCAGUUUUUGUUUGCCUUUGUACGAAGGCGGUUCAUUUGGAACUGGUGUCAGAUUUAUCGACUGACAGGUUCCUGCAAGCGCUUCGCAGAUUUGUGGCGAGGAGAGGUCUGUGCACUAACAUUUACUCCGACAAUGGCACUAAUUUCGUCGGUGCCCGCAACCAGAUGAAGGAUCUGCUGAAGUUGUUGAAGAGCCAUGACCAUAACAACGCCGUAUCCAAGGAGUGCGCCAAGGAUGGUAUGCAGUGGCAUUUCAUACCACCGAGUGCCCCCCACUUCGGAGGUUUAUGGGAAGCAGCCGUCCGAUCAACCAAACACCAUUUGCUACGAGUAAUAGGAGAAUCGCCAGUAUCUCCGGAGGACUUUACCACUCUACUUGCCCAGGUCGAAGCUUGCCUCAACUCUCGCCCCCUCACGCCCCUCUCUGACGACCCUAAUGACCUCGAACCACUGACGCCCGCACAUUUUCUGAUCGGCACAUCCCUGCAAUCCAUUCCGGAACCAGAAUUAGGUGCACUUCCGAACAAUCGCCUUAAUGCCCUGCAGCUCACCCAAAAAAGGUUGCAGGAAUUUUGGAAGAGAUGGCGCAGAGAAUAUCUGUGCCAACUUCAAAUGAGAAACAAACGCUUUCAGCCAGCCGUUCAAGUCGAGAUUGGAAGGUUAGUAGUAAUCAAGGAUGAAAAUCUACCUCCCAUGAAGUGGAGAAUGGGACGAAUCAGUGAGGUGCAUCCUGGCAGUGACGGAAUAGUCAGAGUUGUUACCCUUAAGACUGCAACAGGCUCCUUAACUCGACCCGUCGAAAAGCUAUGUAUCCUGCCGCUUCCAGAAGAAGAUAGCAGUGCAAGGCCCAAAGAAACAUCUAAUCAAUCAUAG